Molecule: messenger RNA, 2425 nt
Organism: Malaya genurostris
Lineage: Eukaryota; Metazoa; Arthropoda; Insecta; Diptera; Culicidae
Gene: Fcp1
Product: RNA polymerase II subunit A C-terminal domain phosphatase
Exons: 7
Coding region: 54-2276 (740 amino acids)
Cellular component (GO): nucleus
Molecular function (GO): RNA polymerase II CTD heptapeptide repeat phosphatase activity
Source: RefSeq, a predicted model, not a curated record
AAAACUAUCGCAAAAAUUGAUCAUAAUAGUGCGAGAGAAGGAGCAACAUAAAAAUGGCUGAAGAAAAUCAAAACAUCAUAUUCGCUCCGGUGGAAUCAAGUAUCAAAAUUCAAAAGUGGAAGGUUCGCGAAGGUUAUCCUGUUACAUGCGGUAAUAUUAUUCUGUUUUACGAGUGCUGCGAUGGUUCCGAAAAGGAUAUCAAGCGUUUGAAAGCAACCAAAGCAGGCGUCGUUAAAAAGCGCCUCGCCAGGGAAGGUGAAAUUGUUGAUAAAGGCAAAGCAUUAUUGGAGCUACAACAAUGUACGCAUACUACGGUAAUAAAAGAUAUGUGCGCAGACUGUGGAGCUGAUUUACGGCAAGAUGAUCAAGGUGGUCCUUCGGAGGCGUCUGUUCCGAUGAUUCAUUCCGUGCCCGAACUCAAAGUAACAGAAACUUUGGCCAAAAAACUUGGACAAGCAGACACUGAACGUCUACUACGUGAUAGAAAGUUGGUUCUGCUUGUCGAUCUUGAUCAAACGCUAAUCCAUACAACCAACGAUAAUGUUCCAAACAAUCUUAAAGAUGUGUAUCACUUUCAACUAUACGGACCUAAUUCACCCUGGUAUCAUACAAGGUUAAGACCGGGAGCUUUGCAGUUCCUAUCUAGAAUGAAUCCGCAUUACGAACUUCAUAUUUGUACGUUCGGAGCUCGCAACUAUGCUCACAUGAUAGCUCAAUUUCUAGAUGAAGAUCGCAAAUUGUUUUCGCAUAGAAUUUUAUCGCGUGAUGAGUGUUUCAAUGUAACGAGUAAAACAGACAAUUUAAAGGCUUUAUUUCCGUGUGGAGAUUCUAUGGUCUGCAUCAUUGAUGACCGAGAGGAUGUUUGGAACAUGGCGGCAAACUUAAUUCAAGUGAAACCUUAUCACUUUUUCCAGCAUACGGGAGACAUUAACGCUCCACCUGGGAUGUCGAAAAAUGAAUUGGAUGGUAAAGGAGUUGAUUUUAAAGAUCUUAUUAAUCAAUUCCCAAAGGAUAAGAAAAAUAAUGAUAGUCGUCCACCAACACCAAAAAUUGAGACUGAUGAUGUUCGAGAAGAUGCUGAUCAGUCUCGCGAGGAAGCGGAAAAGGUAUUUUCCGUAGAUGAGUCUCCGCCUACUGAAGACCAAAAAGAAAAACCUCCCGAGAAAUCAAUCACAAACAAGCAUAAUUUACCAGAGAAAAAAGUAGUUGAUCCAACUGAAGGAGAAACAUCACUGAAAGUUGGCAAGGCAACGAAGAAGAGUAAAUCCGAGCAAAAUAGCAAACUGAUAGAAAUAGAAGAUCCAGACGAUUAUUUGUUGUAUUUGGAACACAUUUUGCUUAAAAUUCAUCAGACAUUUUACGAAAUGUAUGAUAAAACCAAAAAAAUAUCGGACCUGAAAAAGCUCAUUCCACAAGUAAAAUCACAGGUGUUGGUAGGUUUUAAGUUAGUUUUCUCCGGACUAGUGCCCAACAGCAUGAAGCUCGAAGAAAGCAAAGCAUAUCACAUAGCUCGUAGCUUAGGUGCUAUCGUGACACAAGAUUUAGUACCGGAUACGACCCAUUUGGUUGCGGUCACUUUCGGCACAUCAAAAGUGCAUAACGCAAGAAAAAAUCCUGCGAUUAAAAUUGUGGCACCAGAAUGGCUUUGGAACUGUGCCGAACGUUGGGAGCAUGUAGAGGAAUCGUUGUUCCCGCUUAAGUCUUCGAAACCAUCUAAAAUGCGACAGCCGCCGGCUCAUUGUCAUAGUCCUGAACACGUGAUCAACUAUGGUGAAAGCAAGAGCUCAUCGAGUAAAUCAUCACAACCGCCAAAGUUUAUAGACACAAUAAACCCGCUGUUAAGCUUUUCCAAUGACGAUCUGAACGCAAUGAAUGAUGAUUUUGAUGACUUUUUCGAGUCCGACGACAGUUCGAGUGACGAUGAGCCAGUAGAUAUUGAAAAUCCUCCGAUGAACAAAUCUCUACGUAAACGGAGACGAAAAGAAGAAAAGGAAAAUCGUCACAAUAUUUUCCAGCAGCGCAACGAUCUUGAUGAAGAAGAAUCAAGUCGACUUUUAAUUAGGUACGAUGACGAUAACAGCCAAACCAAUUUGAGCUCGGACGAUGAUGACGAAAGCCCAAGUGCAAAGUUCAGAAGGGGCGGUGAUUUACCGUCGGAUUUAGAUAUGGGCUCUAACAGUGAAGGCAGUGAAGAUCCAAUCGACGAUGUCGAUGAUGGGGACUGGAAUAUGAUGGGUGCGGCACUGGAGCGCGAGUUUCUCGGUUUAGAUGAAUAAGGUUCGUCUUAUGUCUACCACAUAGAAACAGUACAAAUGUGAACAUUGACCUCUCUCUGGUUUUCUCAAUUUUUGUUUUUGUUUGUGUUUCACGUUCUCUUGUUACAACAACAAUUGUAUAAAGUGGUUCGAUUGUUAGUGCUUAAGCA